AUGGACGAUGAAUGGACGCGUCACUUCGACAAAUCAACCCAAAGCUGGGCUCUUGUCAACAAGUCAACAGGCGAAUUCAAAUACGAAGAUUCGCCUCCUUCCCCAGAAAAAAGCUCAAACUCAGUCGAAGAUCCGGAUGAAUAUCGUAAAGUCUUCAUCUUCCGCUCAGCCGGCGGAAACCCAGCGUUCAAGCACUGGAUCCUAUUCAUCGCUCCCUACCCAUCCACCACCAAACUAGGAACAGUCUUAAACAUUGAAGGCCGACGCACUCAUUAUCGGUAA
Glarea lozoyensis ATCC 20868 is the source of this 282-nucleotide messenger RNA. RefSeq lists its product as uncharacterized. NCBI's taxonomy places the organism in Eukaryota, Fungi, Ascomycota, Leotiomycetes, Helotiales, Helotiaceae. The transcript has a single exon. The record is from RefSeq and is a predicted model, not a curated record. The coding region runs from base 1 to 282 and encodes 93 amino acids.